GGCGCCAGUGCCUGGGAAAUUGGGAAGGGGUGGGGUACUGUGGACACAGCCUUCCGUCCCCAGGGUUCUGCCCCAGGGACUCCACCCUCUUGGCAAGAAAGGUCAAGGCAGCUCUGAGACCUUCCCUGUGUCCACUCUGUAACCUCAAGGCGGUGCUUCCUCUCACAGGAAAUCCUCAUCCCCCCGCCAACCAGGCCAGCAGAACGGGACGGCCGCCUCUCGCUGUGUCCCCACCCGGCAUCCCAACACGCACACACAAAACGGUGGCUGCCGCCCGGUGCUGCAAGGUCCGGUUCUCAGCAGACUGAAUCCUCUACAUUCCACCGAGGCCGGGCAGGGCAGCGGGCUGGGGGGAGGGGCUGGGCACUGAACAGGCUGCCUUUGUCCAGCUUUGUCUGAGCAGAAGGCUCUGCCAUUGUCACCCAGAACAACUGGAACGAGGGCGGCCUUGUCUGGUCUCUUCACCCCGUGAGAGUGGGGUGGGGCGGGGGUGCGGGUGACACUCCCCCAGCCACCAGCUGACCCUGCAGAGCCCUGUCCCAGUGCGGCUGGGGCCCAGCCCUUGGUCAGCCCUGUCCCGUCCUCUCUCCCUUCCCCCCAGGGAAGUCAGCACUCAGGAGACUUGGCUCAGCUCAAGGGGGCUUUCUUGGGUGAGGGUGGGGUGCCCAGACAGCAGGUCCUGCUGGGACUAUGCCCAGACAGCGUCCUCGCUUAGGAGGGUCUGGCUGUCCAGUCUCUGAGCCCAGUCCACACGCGCUCCAAGACCCUCCCCCUCUCCAGCAGGAGGGCCGCGUGGGAACCGCGGAGAGAUGGGGCCGCGGUGCGUUCUGCCCUCUGCCUGAUCUGGGAAAGUGGCCGGAGGUGGGGCCGAUGGCGCGUUCCCCAAUCCUGUCCCUAGAGCUGCAGUCCCUUGGGACACUCCCUCCCAAACCUGGAACCACCCCUCUCCCAACGAGGAGGCGGGCAGGAGUGCGGAUGGGAGGAGGAGGGCCCAGGAGCUCAGUGGCUACGGCCUGGGCUGCGGGCUGCCUUCCCUGGGGAUGGGGGCUCGCCUGGGCCCACCUGGGCGCUGGCACCUGGGCACUGCCCAGGACUUACUUCCAGCUGCUACCUGGCGCCCUGGCACCCUACUCCAGGCUGGGGCAGGUCGGCCCUGCCUGGAGUAAGGGAGCGGGUUGCAGAGGGUCUCCUCCCGGCGCUUGUUCCCUUGUCCCCAGGGCCAAGACCUUGAGGCUCGCCCAGCAGGCGCCCCGCAGCCCCCGCCCCCCAGCAGAGAUGCUGCGGCAGUGGUCGGUGCAGUCCGGGCAGGCCCCGGGGGAGCCGGGGGAGCCGGCGGGCGAGGAGCUGUGGGAGUCGGAGAUGGAGCGGCUGUGCUCCUCCCAGGCGCCCGUGCGCACGCUGCCCUACGCCAUGGUGGACAGGCGCUUCCUCCGGCAGCUGCGGGAGCCCGAGGGGGUGAAGACCCCAUACUGGCGGCGGUGGCGGCGAAGGGGGCGGACUGCAAAACGGAGCCUGGAGGAGACGGCGCAGCAGCUAGCCCAGGGCUUUGGGCUCUGGGAGGGGGCGCUCUACGAGAUCGGGGGCCUCUUCGGCACUGGGAUCCAGUCCUACUUCACCUUCCUUCGCUUCCUGUUACUGCUCAACCUGCUGACCCUGCUUCUGACCUCCGGCUCCGUCCUGCUGCCCCUGGUCUGGCUCCGGCCCCCUGACCCAGGCCCUGCCCUUAACUUCACCCUCUGGUGCCCUGGUGGCACCCAGCCCCAGACUGGUGUUCCCAGUUUCCACAACCAACUUUGGAAUGUCUUAACUGGCAGGGCCUUCAGCAACACCUACCUCUUUUACGGAGCGUACCGGGCCGGGCCGGAGGACGGCUCGGCAUACAGCAUCCGCCUGGCCUACCUCCUGAGCCCGCUGGCCUGCCUGCUCCUCUGCUUCUGUGGGACUCUGCAGCGGAUGGUGAAGGGGCUGCCCCAGAAGCUGUUCCUGGGCCAGCACUACAGGACGCCUCUCAGUGCCAAGGUCUUCUCCUCCUGGGACUUCUGUAUCCAGGGGAAAGAAGCGAGCAGCAUCAAAAAGCACGAGAUCAGCAAUGAGUUCAAGGUGGAGCUGGAGGAGGGGCGUCGCUUCCUGCAGGUGCAGCAGCAGACCCGGGCCCAGAGAGCGUGCCAUCUGCUCACCUACCUGCGGGUCAACUUCCUCAUUGGGGUCCUGGUGGUUGCGGCCAUCAGCGCCAUCUUCUGGGCCACCAAGUACUCACAGGACAACAAGGAGGAGGCCCUGUUCGUGCUGCUCCAGUACCUGCCCCCCGGAGUCAUCUCUCUGGUCAACUUUCUGGGUCCUCUGCUGUUCACGUUCCUGGUCCAGCUGGAGAACUACUCUCCCAACACUGAAGUCAACCUCACCCUUAUGUGGUGCGUGGUGCUGAAGCUGGCCAGCCUGGGGAUGUUCUCCUUCUCGCUGGGCCAGACCAUACUGUGCAUCGGCAGAAACAACACCAGCUGUGAGCCCUACGGCUACAACGCCUGUGACUACCAGUGCUGGGAGAACGCAGUCGGGGAGGAGCUGUACCGGCUGAGCAUCUUCAACUUCCUGCUCACCGUGGCCUUCGCCUUCUUCGUCAGCCUGCCUAGGAAGCUGCUGGUGGAGCGAUUCUCAGGCCGGUUCUGGGCCUGGUUGGACCGGGAGGAGUUCCUGGUGCCCAAGAACGUGCUGGACAUAGUGGCGGGGCAGACGAUCACCUGGAUGGGUCUCUUCUACUGCCCCCUGCUGCCCCUGCUCAACAGCAUCUUCAUCUUCCUCACCUUCUACAUCAAGAAGUACACUCUCCUCAAGAACUCCAAGGUGUCCCCCAGACGAUUCCGUGCCUCCAGCUCCACCUUCUUCUUCCAGCUGGUGCUCAUCCUGGGCCUGCUUCUGGCCACCGUGCCUCUGGGCUACGUGGUCAGCAGCAUCCACUCCUCCUGGGACUGUGGCCUCUUCGCCAACUACUCAGCCCCCUGGCAGGUGGUCCCAGAGCUGGUGGCCCUCCGGCUGCCACCCUCUGGCCAGCGCGCCCUCCACUACCUGGGCUCCCGUGCCUUCAGCUUUCCCCUCCUCAUCCUGCUCAGCCUCGUCCUGACCGUGUGCGUCUCGCAGUCCCAGGCCAACGCGAGGGCCAUCCAGGGACUCCGGAAGCAGCUGGUGUGGCCGCUCGCUCUGCUGCAGCAAGUCCAGGAGAAGUGGCACCUGGUGGAACACCUGUCGCGGCUGCUGCCAGAGUCGCCUCACGCUCUUUCUCCGCGCCCGCGAUCCUUCUGCCCGGGAUCCCCGUGCCCGGGCUCCCCGGCCUCCCGGCCCCCCAGGCCGGGGCGCCCCCUCGCGGAUCCCACCUGUAGAUUCCGCUUCCCCAGCGGUGCGGAUCAGUAGCACCGACUCCGCCUCUGCCCAGGGCGGCCCCCACGCUCCUGCGCCCUGGUGACCCCCGCUACUCUCAGUGGGCGCCCCAAAGCGGGGUUCACACACCCAAGGGCAGCAGGAAGAAAAGGUGGGAACUUGUGUUUACACUUUUAUCUCAUUCCUUGAAAAUUUGUUUCUGUUGAAUGUUUUAUAAUGUAUAUAAUUUAUUAGUAUAGUAACCCCUGAAUACAGUUUAUAAAUAUAUAUCCA
Molecule: messenger RNA, 3645 nt
Organism: Pteropus alecto (black flying fox)
Lineage: Eukaryota; Metazoa; Chordata; Mammalia; Chiroptera; Pteropodidae
Gene: TMC8
Product: transmembrane channel like 8
Exons: 17
Coding region: 691-3405 (904 amino acids)
Cellular component (GO): plasma membrane
Molecular function (GO): mechanosensitive monoatomic ion channel activity
Source: RefSeq, a predicted model, not a curated record